UCCCGACACCCCCUGGGGCUGGGGCUUGUCCCGUCGUGCCCCGCGGCCGGCGCUGGCUUUUCCCGACACCCCCCGGGGCGCGGCGGCGGCGGUCUCCGCGGACAAGAUGGCGGCCCGAGGGGGACGGGCGGCGGCUCCGCAGGGCCCGGGCGGCGUCAACAUCUUCGCCAACGACGGCAGCUUCCUGGAGCUCUUCAAGCGCAAGAUGGAGGCGGAGCAGCGGGGGCGGGAGGCGCCGGCCCAGGGGGGGCAGGAGGCAGCGGCCGCCGGGACGGUGGGGCCUGGGGAGGAGCCGGCGGCAGGGGCGGCCCCGGGGGACUCCGGGACUGAGCAGCAGCGGCCGCCGGAGGGGAAGAAGAGGAGCGGGAGCGCGCUCAGCUUCGUGGGCAAGCGGAGAGGUGGCAACAAACUAGCCCUGAAGACAGGAGUGGUAGCAAAGAAGCAAAAGACCGAGGAGGAGGUUUUGACAAGUAAAGGAGAUGCCUGGGCCAAAUACAUGGCAGAAGUGAAAAAAUACAAAGCCCACCAGUGUAGCGAUGACGACAAAACGAGACCCCUUGUUAAAUAGCCCUUCUUUCUGCUGACUUCCACGAGGACGCUCUGUUGUACAUACUUAUUUAAAACAGCGAAGGAGGGUAGCUAGGCACUGUGAACUUAACACAGCAGUUCCUAGCGUUGGCUCCAAUGGAUGGUUCCCACAGAUGUUUUUUUAUCUAUCCAGGCGCACCGAGACUUUCAUUAGUCUGUCGUUUACUUAGUUUUGGUUUUCGUUGGUUCCUGCUGGGAAGUA
Mauremys mutica (yellowpond turtle) is the source of this 790-nucleotide messenger RNA. RefSeq names its product telomerase RNA component interacting RNase (gene TRIR). The record is from RefSeq and is a predicted model, not a curated record. The transcript has 3 exons. Lineage: Eukaryota; Metazoa; Chordata; Testudines; Geoemydidae. Bases 107 to 568 code for a protein of 153 amino acids. Gene Ontology annotation, molecular function: 3'-5' exonuclease activity; 5'-3' exonuclease activity.